CCGCCCGCCCGCGGCCGCCCGGGAGCUCGUCCAGCCCCGCGCUCCGCUCGCCCGCCCGCCGGCCGCCGCCAGCGCCUGUCCGCCUGCCGCCCGCGCUCGCCCCGUCGCCGCCCGCGCCCGCCCCCGCGGCUCUACGGCCCGGUCAUAGAUCACAGAAACUCAGAAGACAAGCACCAAUUCUCUUACCAUGUCGUACAGACGAGAACUAGAGAAAUACCGUGACCUGGAUGAAGAUGAAAUCCUCGGAGCCCUCACGGAGGAAGAGCUCAGGACCCUGGAAAAUGAGCUGGAUGAGCUGGACCCUGACAAUGCACUGCUGCCUGCGGGCCUGAGGCAGAAGGAUCAGACCACCAAGGCGCCCACGGGCCCCUUUAAAAGGGAGGAGCUCUUGGAUCACUUGGAAAAGCAAGCAAAGGAGUUUAAAGACCGAGAAGAUCUGGUCCCCUACACAGGGGAAAAGCGAGGAAAGGUCUGGGUCCCCAAGCAGAAGCCGAUGGAUCCUGUGCUGGAAAGUGUGACCUUGGAGCCAGAGCUGGAGGAGGCGUUGGCGAACGCCUCAGAUGCGGAACUCUGUGACAUCGCAGUGUUUCUUGCCAUUUCCAUGAGCAAAAACUCCUGGGCUGUGGAAUGUCCAUGCUCCGGAGGCUCUUCUGUUGCAAAGAGGCGAGGCACGGGCCCUUCCCCUGUCCCCGCAGCUAUCCUGGGCAUGCACACGCUCAUGAGCAACCAGCAAUACUACCAGGCCUUGGGCAGCAGCUCCAUCGUGAACAAGGAGGGACUCAACAGCGUGAUCAAACCGACACAGUACAAGCCUGUGCCCGAUGAAGAGCCAAAUUCAACAGACGUUGAGGAAACCCUGGAGCGGAUAAAGAACAAUGACCCCAAACUUGAGGAGGUUAACCUCAACAAUAUCCGGAAUAUCCCCAUACCCACUCUCAAGGCGUAUGCAGAAGCCCUGAAAGAUAACUCAUAUGUGAAGAAGUUCAGCAUCGUGGGAACACGGAGCAAUGACCCUGUGGCGCAUGCCCUUGCGGAGAUGCUCAAGGUAAAUAAGGUGCUGAAGACGCUGAACGUGGAAUCCAACUUCAUUUCCGGAGCCGGCGUCCUGCACCUGGUGGAAGCUCUUCCAUACAACACUUCUCUAGUGGAACUGAAAAUCGAUAACCAGAGCCAGCCUCUGGGCAACAAAGUGGAAAUGGAGAUUGUGAGCAUGUUGGAAAAGAACGCAACGCUUCUCAAAUUCGGCUACCACUUUACCCAGCAGGGGCCCCGGCUGCGGGCGUCCAACGCGAUGAUGAACAACAACGACCUUGUGAGGAAGAGGAGGCUCGCAGACUUGACUGGGCCCAUCAUUCCCAAGGUCCGAAGUGGCGUCUAGUGUGUGGAGGGGACGACCGUGCCUUUGAACUGCAUAAGUUCUACUGAUAAUCUGUGCUCUGCAGUGGAAACCAGAAGGCAAAAUGCCGGCACAAAACCCUUUCAUGGUUCAGUUCUUUAUGCACUAAGGUUUUAGGUUAACUAGUGGUUGUAGUUGGAAAUUUUAUAAACUAUGGUUAAUGUGAAGUUUUUCUUUAGUCAUAGAAGUUCAGUCUGGUUAUUAUUUAAAAACUAAGAAGAUCCCCAGCCGACAGAUCUUACUGGAGAUGUUCUAGCAGCAGGACUUAGCCCUGGGAGCCCAGUUUCGGUGGCCUUGCUGCAUGGUGUUUCAGGGGUAUUUAGAAUGUGUAACACAGGAACAAACAGCCCACUCUUCCGCAUGGUGGGGAAGCAUUAUAAAAUACUUUAUUAUGAAUUUAAUCUUAGGUAUUUAGCAAACAGAUCAUCAUUCUUUAUUAGCCCUCCUUUAAAUUUGAAGAACCUCAAGAUUAAAGUUGCCAAAUUGAUUACUGGGUCAGGAACACAAUUUUGCCCUUCAAGAAAGAGAGACUGAAGCCACAGAGCUCUGCCAGGAAUCCAGGAACGUGAGAUUCCUUUUGCUGGAUACAAGGAAAUGAUGAAAAAGCCAACGGUGAAAUUUCAAGUUUCAAAAACCAUCCUUUCUUUACCAAUCCCAGGCAACAAACAUUUCCCUGAGUGUUCUUUAUGAACAUCUGGGAUCUUUUUAAAGUUUAAUAUUGGAAUCGGAAAGAAUUUUUUUCCUUACUGAAUGCCAUCUGCAAUGAUGUGAAAACCUAUGGCCAAAUACUUGAAAAUACCUUUCCAUGUUGCACAGUGGUCCAAUGGCUUAUGUGAGGUAAAACACUAGAGUGAAAUUUCUAGUCCAUCGUAGCUCUGCUUACAGACUCCAACCAUGUGUCACAUCACUUAUUAGACAAGUCACCACUGAUCUCAUGCAUGUAAAUUAAGCCUCUGAAAGCCAAUGGUGAAGAAAAUCCAGGUGUUAAAGAAUUAGGAAACCCUGGCCAAACCAUCCCAAGAUGAUUAUUCUGAAAAUGUAAUAAUGGUGUUUCUGCCAGAUCCCUUUUUAACAUCAUGUGUAUCUCUUGGGAUCCAGCAAAAAUGUUAAGCCACAAUGCCCUUGUGCCUUUUAAUAUACCACAGUGCCAGUUAAACUAGCAUUUCUGUUGCUUGGGAGUUAUUUUCAUGAGUGAUUCAGCAAAUCUUAUGAUAAAGGACAGGCCAAAGAGCUGACGAGCACAGACUAAGCUGCGGAGCACUGAGCAGAGGCUUCUGACGAAAAAGGACAAGUCUUGCACACUGAACUGUAAUGAUGUGGCUGGUACAGGGUAACCAGAGGUGGAGCCAGGGCCUCACCACUAUGGAAGAGUGUCUACCAAGGCUGCAGAUGGGCCCGGGCGUGGCACCACACUGUUGGGAUGGCCAACCCCACUAGGCUUCUCCUUGAGACACACCUGCAGCUGUAUUCUGCAUCACUGGAAACUGCAAUAUAAUAUUAAAUCUGUUGGUCUAUG
Messenger RNA from Mirounga angustirostris (Northern elephant seal), 2912 nucleotides. It is a transcript of the gene TMOD1, whose product is annotated as tropomodulin 1. Lineage: Eukaryota; Metazoa; Chordata; Mammalia; Carnivora; Phocidae. The coding region runs from base 188 to 1378 and encodes 396 amino acids. Gene Ontology annotation, cellular component: striated muscle thin filament; cytoskeleton; myofibril. Gene Ontology annotation, molecular function: tropomyosin binding. The transcript has 10 exons. Gene Ontology annotation, biological process: actin filament organization; pointed-end actin filament capping; myofibril assembly. The record is from RefSeq and is a predicted model, not a curated record.